GAUUAACUUUUUUAACGAAGCCGAUUUGCCACACUCGGGCUUCAGGGGCUGCAGCUGGUUUAGGAUUGAAGUAUUGCUGCCAACUGCUCUCCCGCCGAGCGCCAAGCUAAGUUUCAGGCAGUCCUGCAGCCAAAAAUAAGGGAGCCAAACAUGGAGCCGGAGCGCGUCCAAGCAUUACGAGACACGAAGGCGCUGUACGACGAAGGCAUCCUCGACGAGGCUGAAUAUAAAGCAAAGAAGAAGGAACUCCUCGCGGCGCCGCCGGCCAAAGCACUCGACGACUGCGCCUUCGUCGCGCCGAAGAAGACUGAACAAAUCUUCGAGCCGAGCACGGCCUUUGAAAGACGUAAAGGCCUGGGCGCGCGGCGGGGCUGGGACGCGCGCAUCACGCGGGACCCCGAGGACGCUUGCGAAAUUGCUGAAUUAGUCAAUAAGGCCUACGCGGCGGACUUUGGAAGUGGAGGAUUUAGGGAGGGCACGACACUCAUAACGACAAAAGACGUCGAGUCGGAUUUUAACGACCCGGCCGUCUCGUGGCUGGUGGUGGAGGCGAUCUCGGAUGAAGCUUUGUUGGCGUGCGUGCGCACGCGCUUCGUGGGUGGACGGGAGAGCGGCAACCGGUUGGCGGUCUUCGACUGCCUCGCCUCCUCAAAAACGUCGGGCGACGCCGGCGCCGCUGCCUUAAACACGGCCGAGAGCGCCGCGCGCGCGCACGGGUGCUGUGCCUGCAACGUCGAGGUGCCGACGCCUCGUAUUUCGGAUAGAAAGACGCUGGAGGCGGCGGGCUAUGCCGCCGUCGGGCCGGCGCUCAAGCUGCCCGGCUCGUCCACCACGUACGCGACGCUGCAGAAGAAGUUAGGUGAAGCGCCGCCACCGCCGCCGCCACCGAAGCGGAAGCUCGGCGUCACGUCGUCCUCCGAACAGUUCGUCGCCAGGCCCCCGGCCGAAGGCGUCGAGGCGCAGCUCGAGCUGUGCUCCGCUUUGCAAGGUCUGGGGAAGCUCCUCGACGGCGGCGGCGACGACGCUUCCACAAAAAAGAAGAACCCCGACGACGCGAAGCUCGAGGGCCUGGUGGGGGACCUCAUCGGGGCGCUCAAGACCGACGCGGGCAAGCGCGACUUCGACAGACUCGCGGCGGCGCAGAAUAAUGAUGAAAGCGACCUCGCGGCGAAGAGCCCGUUUCCCGGCUUCGUCGCGCGGCCGCCGGGCGAGCGGAAGAGCUUCUCGGGGCGGGGCCCGGCGUCGGUCGAGGUCAACGAGCCGCGGGCCUUCGUCGAGUUGCUCGCGUCCGAUAGCCGGUUCACGCGGGGGAAGGAGUGAGUCGCCCGGUUUUUUUUGUUCGUCGCUCGCUCGGAGUAAAUGGAUUUCUC
Molecule: messenger RNA, 1370 nt
Organism: Pelagomonas calceolata
Lineage: Eukaryota; Pelagophyceae; Pelagomonadales; Pelagomonadaceae
Source: the annotation of a GenBank genome assembly